AUGGGCGACUGGAACUUGUUGGGCAGCAUCCUUGAAGAAGUGCACAUCCACUCCACUAUAGUUGGCAAAAUCUGGCUCACAAUCCUGUUCAUAUUCCGGAUGCUAGUGCUGGGAGUGGCUGCUGAAGAUGUCUGGGAUGAUGAGCAGUCAGAGUUCAUCUGCAACACAGAGCAACCUGGCUGCAGCAACAUAUGCUAUGACAAAGCCUUCCCUAUCUCUUUGAUCAGAUACUGGGUAUUGCAGAUCAUAUUUGUAUCUUCUCCAUCUCUUGUUUACAUGGCUCAUGCACUGUACAGAUUAAGGGCUCUAGAGAAAGAGCGACAGAAGAGGAAAGCCCACCUGCGGGCUCAGCUAGAAGAUCUGGAGCCUGUGCUUGAAGAACACCGGAGAGUGGAGAGGGAGCUGCGAAAGUUGGAAGAACAGAAGAAAGUGAAUAAGGCACCCUUAAGAGGGUCUCUGCUGCGCACCUAUGUCCUACAUAUCCUGACCCGCUCAGUGGUUGAAGUGGGCUUUAUGAUAGGUCAGUACCUUCUGUAUGGAUUUCACAUGUCACCCCUUUACAAAUGUACUCGGCCCCCUUGUCCUAACACAGUGGAUUGCUUUGUGUCCCGACCCACAGAGAAGACCAUCUUUAUGGUCUUCAUGCACAGCAUUGCUGCGGUCUCCCUAUUCCUCAACAUCCUAGAAAUCGCCCACCUGGGCCUCAAGAAGAUCCACAAGACCCUCUAUGGGCGACCGCAGCAGCCAGUGGGCCCUGCAGAUGACGAGGCCAGUCCUUACAAUUCCAAGAAGAACUCUGUCGUCCCACCAGCGUGCCCGGCCGCCGACACCUCCCCUCCACGCUCCGCCGCGGCUCCACCGCCCCCCACCGCCUCCUCGGCCACCCCCGCCCCGCCCGCCCCUCCUGGGCAGCCGGGCCACCAGCACCACGGAGAGCUCCACGCCGCCGCCCCGCCGCGCCGCCGGCACAGCGCGGCUCAGCACCACGGACAGCAGCCGCCGCCCUCCUCCAGCAGCGAGGAGGCGCCGCGGGCUGCGGGGCCGGGGACGCCGGGGCCCGGAACGGGGGCGGGCCGCCGAGCGCUCCGCAAACAGAGCCGCGUGAGCGUCUGUCGCGACCUGGAGGAGAACCGCGGGGAAUCCCCUGACAGCGGACACUGCCCGGGCACCCGCAAGUCCAGCUUCCUCUCCCGGGUGCUCUCCGAGAGCCGGGCGGGCAGCGACAGCGAGAGCGCCGCCUCCCGCCGAGGCUCCGGUCCCGGCUCCGCCUCCGGUUCCGGCUCCGAGGAGCAGCGCCACGAGGAAAGCAGCCCGGCCGGCAGCCCGCCGCCGCCCGCGGCCAUGGGACGCCGCGUGUCGAUGGCAAGGGAGAUGAAGCUGUGGAACAAAGAGGCACCUCUUGCAUGCUCCAAGCCUACUGGUCCUCAAUGGGCAAGGAGACCUUAG
This is a messenger RNA of Phasianus colchicus (ring-necked pheasant), 1446 nucleotides long. The record is from RefSeq and is a predicted model, not a curated record. NCBI's taxonomy places the organism in Eukaryota, Metazoa, Chordata, Aves, Galliformes, Phasianidae.